AUGGCUUUCCUCGGUUUCCGCGCGUACCCUACCCCCAUCCUGAAGCCCCUGUGGCCCUUCUUUGCCUCGUCGGCCAUUGUCUACUUCGUGGUCGCCAAGCUCCAGUACUCGGGCGUCCGCUCGCCGGAGUACGCCAAGGACCCGAAGAACCCCUACGGUGCGUAG
Molecule: messenger RNA, 165 nt
Organism: Malassezia japonica
Lineage: Eukaryota; Fungi; Basidiomycota; Malasseziomycetes; Malasseziales; Malasseziaceae
Gene: ATP18
Product: atp18 subunit J of the mitochondrial F1F0 ATP synthase
Exons: 1
Coding region: 1-165 (54 amino acids)
Biological process (GO): proton motive force-driven ATP synthesis
Molecular function (GO): proton-transporting ATP synthase activity, rotational mechanism
Source: RefSeq, a predicted model, not a curated record